AGUUUGUUUGAGGAUAUUGUCAAAGUAGCCAGCUGUUUACGUUUUGUAUCGUUAUUUUGCGAUCGUUUUUCUCAAAUUUUGUUAUUUAGUAUUGUUUUUAUGUUGAAGAUUUUACAUUGACGUUUUUAUGGUGAACUAAAAUUGUGAAAUUUCAGUACGUUUUACGAAAUAUGUCAGAUGUCAAGAGGUGAAUAGUCUGUGUUGUGUUCUAACGUGUGAGUUGAGUUUUUGAUUUGUUUGGGAUUUUCAGCGAUAAACAUAUCGGUAACGUUGGAAUGCCACAGUGCUCGAGAGUUUCCGAGACUCGGUUAUCGUGAUAGUGUGUUACAAUUAGUGUGUUCAGGCGUUCAGGUUCUUUUGCGACCAAUGAGGUUCUGUGUGUGAGUAGUGAGCGUUGUUGUCAUGGUGGCAUCAUGGCGCGCGCUGGCGCUGCUGUGCGCGCUGGUGGCGUGCGCCGCGCUGCCGGAGACUAUAUACCACAAUCAGUUUGCGGUGCACGUGCCUGCCGGUUCAGAACACGUAGAUGACAUUGCGAGAAGGCAUGGCUUCUUUAACCAUGGACAGAUCGGGUCCCUAAGAAACUAUUUCCUAUUUUCACAUCAUAAUAUCCAGAAGCGAUCGACAGAACCCAGUCAUGAGCAUCACCGAAAGCUAAACGAUGAGCCCCAGGUACGAUGGGUACAGCAACAGCGAGAACGGCGGAGAAUUAAACGUGACUAUAACCCGUACGAUGGAGCUCUAUUCUCACAAAUCACGAGACGGCUGCCACCUCACCGCACGCAUCAUCGCGCGCUCACUUCUUCCCCCUUCUUUCCUGAUCCACUAUUUAAAGAGCAGUGGUAUUUGAACGGUGGAGCAAAAGAUGGUCUAGAUAUGAAUGUGGCACCAGCAUGGCAGAAGGGGUAUACUGGUAAAGGCGUUGUGGUCUCUAUCCUUGACGAUGGUAUUCAGACUAAUCAUCCAGAUUUAGCUCAAAAUUAUGAUCCAAAUGCUUCUACGGAUAUCAAUAGCAAUGAUGAUGACCCAAUGCCUCAGGAUAACGGUGACAAUAAACAUGGAACCCGCUGCGCCGGAGAAGUUGCUGCUGUAGCUUACAAUCAAUACUGUGGUGUCGGUAUUGCGUACAAUGCUAGUAUCGGUGGAGUAAGAAUGUUAGACGGAGUGGUGAAUGACGCGGUUGAGGCUAGGGCCUUGGGGCUCAACCCAGAUCAUAUUGAUAUCUACAGUGCCUCUUGGGGACCAGAAGAUGACGGAAAAACUGUUGAUGGUCCAGGACCACUAGCUAGAAGGGCCUUCAUUUAUGGAGUGACUAGUGGUCGUCGCGGUAAAGGUUCAAUAUUCGUGUGGGCAUCAGGAAAUGGCGGUAGACAUACAGAUUCUUGUAAUUGUGAUGGUUACACGAAUAGUAUUUUCACCUUGUCUAUAUCAAGUGCGACACAAGGUGGCUAUAAACCUUGGUACCUAGAGGAAUGUUCUUCUACGCUAGCUACUACAUAUAGUUCAGGCACACCUGGUCAUGACAAAAGUGUAGCCACAGUCGAUAUGGAUGGUAGAUUAAGAGCAGAUCAUAUUUGUACAGUAGAGCAUACGGGUACGUCUGCUUCAGCACCUUUAGCGGCCGGUAUUUGUGCGCUGGCAUUAGAAGCCAAUCCCGAGUUAACAUGGCGAGACAUGCAGUAUUUAGUAGUAUUGACGUCGCGACCUCAGCCUCUUGAGAGGGAAGGAGGUUGGAUUGUAAAUGGAGUUAAGAGAAAAGUAAGCCACAAAUUUGGCUAUGGAUUAAUGGAUGCUUCUGAAAUGGUAAAUCUAGCUGAGCAGUGGGUAUCUGUCCCACCUCAACAUAUUUGUAAGUCACAAGAAAUAAAUGAAGACAAACCUAUUGAUCCGUCUUUUGGAUAUACAUUAGCUGUACAUAUGGAUGUUAAUGGUUGCAGCGGAACAGUUAAUGAAGUGAGGUAUCUUGAACAUGUGCAGUGCAAAAUUUCACUAAGAUUUUUCCCUCGAGGUAAUCUGCGUAUACUUUUGACAUCUCCGAUGGGAACAGUGUCUACUUUAUUAUUCGAAAGACCACGUGAUGUAAUCAGUUCCAACUUUGAUGACUGGCCAUUCCUCAGUGUUCAUUUUUGGGGUGAGCACGCUGAAGGUAGAUGGAAAUUAGAAAUUGUAAACGGUGGUAAUCGACACGUCAACCAGGCUGGAAUUCUCAAAAAGUGGCAGUUAAUAUUUUACGGUACAGCCAUUGAUCCUGUAAGACUAAGAUCGAAGAGACCGUCAGGUGCAGCGCCAUCCUUUGCAUAUCCAACCGCCGUAGACGGUUAUGACACUGUCGGUGAUUCUUUUUACAACACUGACGCGUUUGCCAAUUACCAGAACUUCCCUACUUUAUUUGCUGCUGGCUCCGAUCCAGAAAAGGCAGUAGCUCGUCUCGAUGGACAUAACGUCCCUUCACCGCAUGGGGAAAACGUCCUCGCUGAUAGUAAUGACAAACCCGUCAUGCAUGAAUGUGAUCCCGAAUGCGAUGCACAAGGAUGUUAUGGAAAAGGACCGUCUCAAUGUAUAGCUUGCAAGCAUUAUCGUUUAGAUGACGCUUGUGUUUCUCGGUGUCCUCCCAGGAGUUUCGCUAAUCAAGGCGGCGUGUGUUGGCCAUGCUACGAGUCUUGCGAAACUUGUGUUGGGCCGGGACAGGAUUCAUGCUUAACUUGCGCACCAGCUCAUUUAUUGGUGGCAGAUUUAGCCGUUUGUUUGCAACAAUGCCCGGAUGGUUAUUAUGAAGAUAGCGAUUCAUCGGUUUGUCGUCCUUGUGCAGCUCAUUGUGGGACAUGUUCCGAGAGAGCUGACGUAUGUACAUCAUGCGAACACCAUUUGUUACUACAUGACGGAACAUGUAUGGCGUCAUGUCCACCAUCGUAUUACGAAACGGAAGAUUAUUCGUGUGCUAAAUGCCACACCUCAUGCGAAACUUGUGCAGGCCCCGGUGAAUCGCAGUGUGUAACAUGCCAUGCAUCGAGCUACUCUCUAGAUGGCCGUUGCUUGACAUCAUGCCCUGCUGGAUAUUAUGCAGAUAAAAAAAGAAAAGAGUGUAUGAAAUGCUCUAUCGGAUGUGUGUCAUGUACAAGCGCUUUUUGCAUAACUUGUGAUACCAAUUGGGAAUUAAAUCGCAAGAGCAAGUGCGUUCCAGUGGGGUCAGAACACUGUAUAAGCGGAGAGUAUAUAUCGGAGCAGCGUACCUGUAAACGAUGUGAUGCCUCAUGUGAGUCAUGUUUCGGUGGUGAAGGAAAAGACUGUCUCACUUGCCCAUCGCCCAACCUCCUGCAAGACCAGAGAUGUGUAUCAGAAUGCAGUCAAGGCUAUUAUGCUGAGGCGGGUCGGUGUACUCGUUGUGUGCACGGCUGCUCUGAAUGCGUUUCCAGGCUGAACUGUACCGCUUGCGUUGGUACUCUGCGACUGCAAUCAGGAGCAUGUAGGGCGUCGUGUGCUGACGGGUACUAUGCCGAUCGUAGCACCUGUUCUAAAUGCUACCUCUCCUGCCGUACGUGUAUAGGCCCGCGACGCGAUCAAUGCGCUUCUUGCCCACAAGGCUGGAGGUUGGCUGCUGGAGAAUGUCACCCGGAAUGUCCCCAAGGAUUCUACCAAAGCGGAGAUGGAUGCCGCCAUUGCCAUCACUACUGUCGGGAGUGCGACGGCUCAGGACCUUUACAUUGCAAAUCGUGUCCGCCACGAUUCAUGUUAGACGGUGGUCUUUGCAUGGAAUGUCUUGGUUCGCAGUACUAUGAAGCGAGCAGUGGAACGUGCAAGUCUUGCGAUUCCACGUGUAGAACUUGUUCAGGACCCGGCAAGUUCAGUUGCACCACCUGUUCGAGACCUUCAAAGAUUGAUAGAUUGAACAACCAAUGCGUGCCUUGCUGUGCGGUCGGAGGCGCGGCGAAUUCUACCGCGCCGACAGAGUGUUGCCAUUGUCACCCAGAAACUGGUGAAUGCAUAAACUCUUCGGUGGCGGGCAAGCGUCGCAUCGCGGAAUGGUCCGCGCUGCAUACAGCACCAAGUGCUCAUUCGUCGCCGGCGCCGACCUUGGUCACACUCGGCGUGGUAGCCGCCGCGCUGGUUCUAUUCCUAUCGGUGUUAUUCGUGCUGCAGAUGUUCAGUAAGCCGGGUGAGAAACGUACACGGUCACGCGGCGUCGAUUACUCCCCGUUAGCGUGCACGGACGACAGUGAAGUGACAACGCUGCCGUCACGCAGUCACUGCACCAGAGAAGGCAGCCAUCAACCCCUACUGGAACAUUCUACAUAGCGCGUGUGACGCACGUGAGUGACGACACGAAAGCAGUGACGGAUGACAUAAGAUGUGAUAUUUUAAAAUGUUAAAGUUUAUGCGCGUACUUGUGACUUUUUGCAAUCGUGUAUUCAUCGUGUUCUUUGGCUCCUGUCACUUUCUUAAGAAUAUUUGCAGUGACUUGCUGUUGAUCACGUGACAAUUGGGUGGCUUCCAUUGAACGAACUUGACGGUGACAGAAAUAAAGAGUCACGAUGACAAAUACUCACGAAUGUGUGCGUAGCUUAAAACUGAUAGUAAAUCCUCCAUCACAACUUGUAAAUGAGUAUCUUUAUUAAUAUUAUUACGAAAUGAAUAUCAUUUUACAACAUGAAACAUAUUUCAUAUAACUUUAGUGCGCAAAAUACGAGUAUUACAGUGUGAUAACUACUUAAUUAACUAUUACAGAAAGUUUGUCAAAAUUUGUGUAGGAUUUUCAUUCGUCACUGCAUUAUAAUUGUGUCAAUCGACACAGCCACAAUGUUUAGAGAACGAAAAAUGUUCGCGUUGCCUUUACGAUAAAGGUUAAGCAAAUAUGUAUCGUAUUCCGUUUGGAAAUAAAAUUCAAUUUUGUUCUGUCUUAAACAUUGUGGAUGCUGUCUCCGUACAUAAAAUAAAAAAUGUGGACCAUAUACAGG
Molecule: messenger RNA, 4949 nt
Organism: Diatraea saccharalis (sugarcane borer)
Lineage: Eukaryota; Metazoa; Arthropoda; Insecta; Lepidoptera; Crambidae
Source: the annotation of a GenBank genome assembly